AUUGGAUCCGUUGAAAAUUUGCAUGGUACCGCCCUGAAAUGUGUAUGAUUCAACCGACCAACCAGCCAAUCAGUAUGGUUUCUGUGACGUCACGAACUCCCGUUUGACCCAUUCAAAGUGCAAAGGCCUAAUUUGUUUAUUUGGGUCAUCUUUUGUUGUAGCAUGCGACCCUAGCGUGACCCUAAUAACUGCAGCUGGUUACUUCCGGGUAGAGUCACAACAACAAACGUCCAACAUGGAAAAAAAAAACAUGGAGCAAAUCGCCCAGCAGCUCAAUGGCAGAUGGAAACAAGACCACUCUCAGAACGAGAACUACGACCUCUUUCUUCGUGACCUCGGUGUGCCGUGGUUUUUCCGUAAGCUGGUAACGUUGUUCAAGAUAAGCCCCGUGGAAGAGUACAUCUUCACCGGAGACCAGAUCACCUACCGACAAUACGCAAACCGGAACAGACCAUUUGAGAUGACUCUUACUGUUGGGCAACCGCCAGUAACCAUCACACCGGCAUCGGGGAUCAGCUUCCAGGCCCAGAUUUCCUGGGAUGAGUAUGGUCGACUGGUGACGCGAACCAGGAGAGCAAAUGGUGAAGCCGUCCAAACAGGUCGGAUUGACAGCAAAGGGGAUCUGGAGUUGACGACCCUUCUUCCAACUGGAAAAACCUGCCGACGAGUUUUGAAUAAGGUGCAGUGAUGGCAUACUAUCGCUAGGAGGUGGCGUCUAUUAAGAGAUACGCAGUGAUUUUUUAACAUUCUUGCUGUUUCCAUGUAUUAAAUGAAACUGAUGCUACUUAUAUAAUAAUAUAACAUAACUCCAUUUUUUAGCAAUUCUCUCUCUUGUAUGGAUAAGAUUUAACAUAUGCGUGAUAUAAUGUAAACAUGUCUAUAGUCUUCUGUAACGUUGUUAGUGUACAUUUCAUUCGGGCCGUACAUAGCACUGUUGCCUGAGUGGACCAAGAAGUCGUGAGUUCGAUUCCCAGGCUUUGACGCUCACCCCGCUUCUUGCAAGGGUUGCAGUCUUGUGGCCGUUGAAAAUUUUCGUUUUAACCAAUCAGCAUGGUCUCUGUGACGUCACGAACACACUCACUCCCGUGUGACCCAUUCAAAGUUCAAAGGUCAUACGGGGCCCGACGAAAAUACUCGGUAAGACCUUGCCGAUGGGAGCUGUCGUGUGAUUGGUUAAUAGUAACAGUGAUUGACAGUGUCUGUGCACGAUUUUCAAAAUCUUGUGUGAAAACUGCCAUAACUCAACCAUAGAUGUGUAAGUAUCAAUAUUGGUGAUGAGCAAAACACACACACCUGGACUAUUAUUAAGAUAAGAGUAUAAGAUACGAGUAUAAUAUCCGAAUACCUUUAUUCAAAGCAAAACUCCCGUUAGUGUCAAAGUAUCAGUACUAUUAUUCCUGAUCGCUACGUUCUACUAUCUUACAGAUGAGAUAGUUAACUUCCUACUUGCCAUUUAUGUUCACUUUUCUAUACUAUAUAUGUAUGUAGUUAUAGAACUUAGACGAGUAUUAUUGUAUUCAUGACUUAUUAC
This is a messenger RNA of Branchiostoma floridae (Florida lancelet), 1531 nucleotides long. RefSeq lists its product as uncharacterized. The transcript is spliced from 4 exons. NCBI's taxonomy places the organism in Eukaryota, Metazoa, Chordata, Leptocardii, Amphioxiformes, Branchiostomatidae. The record is from RefSeq and is a predicted model, not a curated record. The coding region runs from base 236 to 688 and encodes 150 amino acids.